CAAACAAAUUAAGUUAAACAUUAUUAAACUUAAUUUGUUUGAUUAGAUUCAACCCAUGUAAAUUAUGUGCAAAAAUUUUGCAGACAUCAUUUUUUUCUUAACAAUGUUACACAUAUAUUUCUAGGCCAGUGGGCACAGGAAAUAUGGUGAUCUUGCAAACAAUGACAGGGGCAUACCUUUAAACUGUCAUUUCUAACAUUUGACAGAUAAUUUAAAAAGUGGCUUCGAAGACAGCCAUGCUCCCAGAAAGAUUAUUCUACUAAACAUUACUCUACCCAUUAGUUCUUUGACAUUGAAUUAAUUAAUUUGCAUAAAACAAUAGGUUAUUUUAAAUGGGUUACGUUUAUUAUCUCGUAAAAAUAAAAUAAAAACAGGAAUCUGACAAGAAUUAUGAAAAAAUACUUUACAUUUUCCACAUAAAGUGUAACUCUCUGCUGCCCCCAGGUGCCUGUCUGUGUGCACACAAAGGUAAACAGCUUGAUUUAUUAGGAUGUAGAAAAUAGUACAAGUAAAUGUUAUUUAUUUCUUCUAUGGUGCAUUUUAGUUUUUAUUUUGAUCAUUGGUCAUGUAAUUAUAAUUAAAUGAUGUAAUUUUGCACACUACAUUAUGCUUAUAUUUCCUUUUUUGCAACGCAAUGACUGAAUGCUCUAAUGAACAAGCCACUGUUUGAUUGCUCUUGAUUGAUCAUAUUAUAGCUUCCCUGAUACUUAUGCAUGCUCUGUAAUCGUGGGAAGAGUAAACAAUAGCCAUCGGGGAAUCCAGUGACAGCAGCAGAACACGUCAGAGUAGCAUCAGCGCUCGCGCUCAACGCUGUUCGUGGACAAGCUCACAGUGUAAAGAGCAGUCAGAGAAAGUGGAUUGCAGAGGACAUUUCUCAAAAUGAAUAACUACUGCAAUUUUUUUUUUCAGAGAAUUUGCUUAUGAAUUGUAGUGGGAAAAUUAAAGUGAAGUCUUAAAAAUGCCGAGCUUGUGCAUUAUAUUUUCGAAGACGCGAGAAGUUGGAGACGUGGAUUUUCAUUUUAAGGAAUACAUUUCUCAAUUUGGACAGCCCACCAUGCGCAGGUUGCCGUGCCUUGCCUCCCAGCCAAGAGGAGAAAUACCACUGUGCUACUGACGGGGUUUUUACGCGCAGCUGAACAAAGAUGCCAGAGGAGCUCACUAACUGCAGUCUGUGUUGCUGUACCACGACCAACAAAAUAUUCAUGGUGGUCUUCAUGAUAUCACUCAUACUUGCUAUACUAUUCGGAAACCUCCUGACACUGGCGGUGGUCUCUGGAACCAAACACUUCCACACUCCCCAGGGGUAUUUAAAAGCAUCACUGGCCGUGGCAGACCUGGCUGUGGGCGUUUUUGUGGUUCCCAUUUCAGUCUACACAGAAAUAUCUCUAAUGGUUUACAACUCGAUGCCAGAGUGGACAACGCGCAAUUCCCAAACCUCACCUUUCCACCCGUGCAGUUUCAUCGGUCCUGUGUUUGCGGGAUGCACUUUGGUUUCCAUUACAACCAUUUUCCUCCUGACUAUUGAAAGGAGCAUUGCUGUUUUGAAGCCACUGCACAAGGAAUCUGUCAUAACUAAAAAGAGAACAAGCAUACUAAUAGUGUUUUCCUGGAUGGGCAGUUUUUUCCUGGCAAUAUCUCCAAUGGUUUUCAGCAACGAAAUCGCGCUGGAGUACAAUCCUUGCAGCCGAAUGUGCAAUUACGCGCUGGGAAGCGCAGACUUCCCAUCCAGAGCUUGGAAAAUUCUUUUACUCUUCCCUGCCUUUGACUUUACGCUGCUCGGAGGUACAGUUGUCAUCAAUAUCAUAUCCCUCACCACAAUCCGCCAGCAUUCAAAAAGAAGAAAACACCUGGCAGAGACCGAGAACCAAAGCGCAACGAAGCCAACCUUCUCCGACAUCAAGGCUGCCAAGACGAUAGGGACCCUCACUUUGGCGUUCACCGCUUCCUUUACUCCCAUUGCCGUGUUUGUAGUUGGAAAUGUGCUGGGAAACGAAUGGUGCACUUUUUCGUUUUUUGCCUUUUGGAUUUUGACGACGAACAGCUGCUGGAAUGUGAUAAUCUAUGGCGUGAGAGACCAGAAGUUUAGAAGUCGCGCGUGUCAGCUGCUUACCUCAGCUCGAUUGAACACUGCAUCUAAGAAAACCGAGUACGAAAACACUGUAAAUGGCGGGAAAACCGACGAGGAAGCAGCCAAGCAACCCUAAUCACUGAUAUGGCUGAUUAAUAGCCUAAUUUAAGUGGUGCUUUUAUUAAAGGCACUUAAAAUGUUCUA
This is a messenger RNA of Danio rerio (zebrafish), 2272 nucleotides long. The record is from RefSeq and is a predicted model, not a curated record. NCBI's taxonomy places the organism in Eukaryota, Metazoa, Chordata, Actinopteri, Cypriniformes, Danionidae.